AUGCCUGCACCAAAACUCACGGAGAAACUAGCCUCUUCCGAGAAUGCACAGGAAACUACGAAUUGCAGUUCCAGUUCCACCAAGGUUAAAGAUACCAAGACGUCGGCAGAACAGGCGUAUGUCUACAAAGAGCCUAGCGCGACCAAGAAGAUACUCUACUCCAUUGCCACAUGGCUGUUGUACAACAUCUUUCACUGUUUCUUUAGAGAGAUCAGAGGUCGGGGUAGUUUCAAAGUACCGCAACAGGGGCCACUAAUUUUUGUUGCAGCUCCGCAUGCUAACCAGUUUGUUGAUCCUGUCAUCCUUAUGGGUGAGGUAAAGAAAUCUGUCAACAGACGUGUAUCCUUCUUGAUCGCGGAGAACUCAUUAAAACAACCCGCUAUUGGAUUUUUGGCCAGUUUCUUUAUGGCCAUAGGCGUGGUAAGGCCGCAGGAUAAUUUGAAACCGGCUAAAGGCACUAUUCGUGUGGACCCAACAGACUAUAAGAGAGUCAUUGGGCACGACACGCAUUUCUUGACUGAUUGUAUGCCAAAGGGCCUCAUCGGGUUACCCAAAUCUAUGGGGUUUGGAGAAAUCCAGUCCAUUGAGAGUGACACGAGUUUGACUUUGAGGAAGGAGUUCAAGAUGGUCAAACCGGAGAUCAAAACCGCUCUACUCAACGGCACCAGCUAUAAAUACGCCUCUAAAGUCGAUCAAUCUUGCGUUUACCACAGAGUCUUCGAACAUUUGGCUCACAACAACUGCAUUGGGAUCUUUCCUGAAGGUGGGUCCCAUGAUAGAACAAACUUGUUGCCCUUGAAAGCAGGUGUAGCCAUUAUGGCUCUUGGUUGCAUGGACAAGCAUCCGGACGUCAACGUGAAGAUCGUUCCUUGCGGUAUGAAUUAUUUCCAUCCACAUAAAUUCAGAUCUAGAGCAGUUGUCGAAUUCGGCGACCCCAUCGAAAUACCGAAGGAUCUAGUUGCUAAGUACCAUAACCCAGAGACCAACAGAGAUGCUGUCAAAGAGUUAUUGGACACUAUAUCCAAGGGUUUGCAAUCUGUCACCGUUACAUGUUCUGACUAUGAAACUUUGAUGGUGGUCCAGACGAUAAGAAGACUGUACAUGACCCAGUUUAGUAGCAAAUUACCAUUGCCCUUGAUCGUGGAAAUGAACAGAAGAAUGGUCAAAGGUUACGAGUUCUAUAGGAAUGAUCCUAAAAUAAAGGACUUGACAAAAGACAUAAUGGCAUAUAAUGCUGCUUUGAGACACUAUAAUCUACCCGACCAUUUGGUGGAGGAGGCAAAGGUAAAUUUCGCCAAAAAUCUCGGACUUGUUUUCUUUAGAUUGAUCGGGCUCUGCAUUCUCUUUUCCCUAGCAAUGCCUGGCAUUAUUAUGUUUUCACCUGUCUUUAUCUUGGCCAAGAGAAUUUCUCAAGAGAAGGCUCGUACCGCUUUAUCCAAGUCUACGGUCAAAAUAAAGGCCAAUGAUGUCAUUGCCACAUGGAAAAUCUUGAUCGGGAUGGGAUUUGCACCCUUACUGUACAUCUUUUGGUCCGUUUUGAUCACUUACUACCUGAGAUAUAAGCCGUGGAAUAGAAUAUACGUAUUUUCUGGGUCCUAUAUGUCCUGUGUUAUAGUCACAUAUUCUGCUUUGAUCGUAGGUGACAUUGGUAUGGAUGGUUUUAAAUCUUUAAGACCGUUAGUCUUAUCUCUCACGUCUCCAAAGGGCCUACAAAAACUACAGAAGGACCGUAGGAACUUGGCAGAAAGAAUAAUCGAGGUCGUCAAUAAUUUUGGAAGCGAAUUGUUCCCCGAUUUUGACAGCGCCGCUCUACGUGAGGAAUUCGACGUUAUUGAUGAAGAGGAAGAAGAUAGAAAGACUUCAGAGUUGAAUCGCAGGAAAAUGUUAAGGAAACAAAAAGUAAAAAGACAAGAGAAAAAUUCGUCAUCAUUCAUCAUUAACGAGCAUGACAAUCAUGAUACCUACGAACAUCAUAACCAAGAUUCAGAUGGUAUCUCAUUGGUCAAUAGUGAUAAUUCUCUCUCUAACAUUCCCUUAUUCUCCUCUACCUUUCAUCGUAAAUCAGAAUCCUCUUUAGCUUCAGCAUCCGUUGCAGCUUCUUCUUCAUCAGAAUUUGAAAUAGAAAACGAUAUCUUGGAAGAAAAAAACGGGUUGGCAAAUAAAAUUGCGCAAGCUGUCAUGAACAAGAGAAUAGGUGAAAACGCUGCGAGGGAAGAAGAAGAAGAAGAAGAAGAAAAGCAAGAGUAA
Molecule: messenger RNA, 2247 nt
Organism: Saccharomyces mikatae IFO 1815
Lineage: Eukaryota; Fungi; Ascomycota; Saccharomycetes; Saccharomycetales; Saccharomycetaceae
Gene: SCT1
Product: bifunctional glycerol-3-phosphate/glycerone-phosphate O-acyltransferase SCT1
Exons: 1
Coding region: 1-2247 (748 amino acids)
Biological process (GO): phospholipid biosynthetic process
Cellular component (GO): endoplasmic reticulum membrane
Molecular function (GO): glycerol-3-phosphate O-acyltransferase activity; glycerone-phosphate O-acyltransferase activity
Source: RefSeq, a predicted model, not a curated record